AUGUCCUCCGACGACGCCUACCUCUCCUUCCUUGAAAAAGCCAACUCCGACCACUCCGCAGGCCAACAGUCCCAGGCACAGACGCAGAGAACACAAACGCAGACCGUCCACGCUAACGCAGAGAUCCCCGCGAGCUUACAAUCAAUGGACGCGUUCUACAUUUCUGAAACAGAUGAGCCGUUUGAGCCUGUUGUGUUGGAAUUUGAGGGCGCGGGGAGGGGGGAGUGGCCUGGGUCUUCGCAAUUAUCGUCCCUAAUCGUUCCCGAUAAUGACCUCUCGAAUAGCAUCACAACGCUAUCAGCCUCAUCCUUCGAUCCGCGGAAUCAAUACCCCAGUGUGUUUAAGGCAGUUCGCGCGGCGGCUUCCGGGAAAGACGAGGAUGUAGAAGUGAAGGUGUACCGGGUUGAUGUUGGGUCGUCGCGGGUGGAUUAUUUUAUGCUGGGGUUGGAUACUGAGAAGGAGAGGAUUGUUGGGUUUAGGACGAGGGCUGUAGAGACUUAG
This is a messenger RNA of Aspergillus ruber CBS 135680, 501 nucleotides long. RefSeq lists its product as uncharacterized. The record is from RefSeq and is a predicted model, not a curated record. Lineage: Eukaryota; Fungi; Ascomycota; Eurotiomycetes; Eurotiales; Aspergillaceae. The transcript has 2 exons. The coding region runs from base 1 to 501 and encodes 166 amino acids.